Molecule: messenger RNA, 2641 nt
Organism: Centropristis striata (black sea bass)
Lineage: Eukaryota; Metazoa; Chordata; Actinopteri; Perciformes; Serranidae
Gene: mmp9
Product: matrix metallopeptidase 9
Exons: 13
Coding region: 66-2120 (684 amino acids)
Biological process (GO): collagen catabolic process; proteolysis; extracellular matrix organization
Cellular component (GO): extracellular matrix
Molecular function (GO): zinc ion binding; metalloendopeptidase activity
Source: RefSeq, a predicted model, not a curated record
CUCACUGAGCACUUGUUCACUGCGAGGCUUCUUAUUUUUUGUUACACUUUGCAGCAGAUCUCAUCAUGAGGUGUUGUGCUUUAGCUGUGUGUUUAAUUUUGGGUAUAAGCGUGCAGGACGGAUGGAGCAUUCCCCUCAAGUCCCGCUUUGUCACCUUCCCAGGAGACAUCCUCAGAAAGAACAUGAGUGAUACGGAGCUGGCAGAAGGUUAUCUGAAGAAGUUUGGCUACAUGGACUCGCUGCACCGCAGUGGCUUCCAGUCGAUGACGUCCACGGCCAAGGCUCUGAAGAGGAUGCAGAGGCAGAUGGGGCUGGAGGAGACUGGAGAGCUGGAUCAGUCCACCGUGGAGGCCAUGAAGCGGCCUCGCUGUGGGGUCCCUGACGUCGCCAACUACAAAACAUUUGACGGAGACCUCAAGUGGGACCAUCAGGACGUCACUUACAGGAUCAUUAACUACACUCCCGACAUGGAGAGCUCUCUGAUCGAUGACGCCUUUGCCCGAGCCUUCAAGGUGUGGGCCGAUGUGACCCCUUUGACCUUUACUCGCCUCUUUGAUGGAACCGCUGACAUCAUGAUUUCAUUUGGAAAACUCGACCACGGAGACCCGUACCCCUUCGAUGGUAAGGACGGUCUGCUGGCCCAUGCCUACCCCCCCGGGGAGGGUCUGCAGGGCGACGCCCACUUCGAUGAUGAUGAGUUCUGGACUCUGGGAACAGGACCAGCUGUGAAGACUCGCUAUGGAAACGCUGAUGGAGCCAUGUGCCACUUCCCCUUCACCUUCGAGGGUAAAUCCUACAGCUCCUGCACCACCGACGGACGCACCGACAACCUGCCCUGGUGCUCCACCACCGCCGACUACGGCCGGGACCAGAAGUUCGGCUUCUGCCCCAGUGAACUUCUGUUCACGUUUGGAGGAAACGCAGACGGCGAUGCGUGUGUCUUCCCCUUCGUCUUCCUGGGGGAGGAGUACGACGGCUGCACCACAGAGGGCCGCAGCGACGGAUACCGCUGGUGCGCCACAACGAGCAACUUUGACCAAGACACGAAAUACGGAUUCUGUCCCAGUCGUGACACCGCUGUGAUCGGUGGAAACUCCGAGGGAGAGCCCUGCCACUUCCCCUUCGUGUUCCUGGGCAAUAAAUACGACUCCUGCACAAGUGAGGGACGAGGAGACGGCAAGCUGUGGUGCGCAACCACUGAUGACUACGACGAGGACAAGAAAUGGGGCUUCUGUCCUGACCAGGGUUACAGUCUGUUCCUGGUGGCAGCCCAUGAGUUUGGACACGCCCUUGGCCUGGACCACUCCAACAUCAGAGAGGCUCUCAUGUUCCCCAUGUACAGCUACGUGGAGGACUUCUCCCUGCACGAGGAUGACGUCGAAGGCAUCCAGUAUCUCUACGGACGCAGAUCAGGCCCUGACCCCACCCCCCCUCAGCCCCACAGCCCCACCACAGCCCCUACCCCCGACGACACCACCACCACCACCGCCGCCGCCACCACCACCACGCGACCCGUGGAUCCCUCCAAAGACGCCUGCAAGAUGACCAAAUUUGACACCAUCACUGUGAUCGAGGGAGAGCUGCACUUCUUCAAGGAUGGAAACUACUGGAAGAUGUCCGGCAGGGCCGAUGGAGCGCUGAAGGGACCGUUCGCCAUCUCCGAGAGGUGGCCCGCUCUGCCAGCAGUCAUCGACUCGGCCUUCGAGAACAUUCUGGCCAGGAAACUCUACUUCUUCUCAGGGACCAGGUUCUGGGAGUACUCUGGGCAGAGCGUUCUGGGUCCCCGCAGCAUCGAGAAGCUCGGCCUCCCCAACACCGUCCAGAAGGUGGAGGGAGCCCUGCAGAGAGGGAGGAGCAAGGUGCUGCUGUUCAGUGGAGAGAACUACUGGAGGCUCGACGUGAAGAACCAGAAGAUCGACAAAGGUUACCCCAGAUACACCGACGCUACCUUCGGUGGAGUCCCCAACGACGCCCACGACGUGUUCCAGUACAAAGGUCACAUCUACUUCUGCAGGGACCGCUUCUACUGGCGCAUGAACUCCCGCAGACAGGUGGACCGCGUUGGAUACGUCAAAUAUGAUCUGCUCAAGUGCUCCGACGCUUCAAGCAUCCAGUACUAAGGAGGAGAACCGACAGGGAUGAGCUGGAAAUCGUCUUUAAUGUGGUAGCAGCCACUUCUCUUCUGUGCAGGUGUCAGGGAGGAUGUGACGUAGUUUUAGUGUGAUCCGUGUUCUUUCUGGGAUGUCGGCCUGAAAAUAACUCAAAGGCCAAACAGAAAGCUAAUUAUGAUAUGUGGCACUGCCUCACCCUCAGUCUGAUCGUCUGUGAACUGCUUGGUUGUGGAGGGCUGAAAUUUGAGACUAAAAUAUUACAAAAAGCUGCCUGGAGCCCAGAUUUGCUAAAUAAUGUCUUCACGUCUGACAGGUUCAGACUCCUAACAGUAUUAGAUUAUUUUGGUAUUUAUAGCAAUAUAUAAUAUUAUUUUUGUGUCCUAAGGCUUAUUUGUUUUGUAUAAUUAAAUGUGUGUAUUUUCCGGAGAAAAAAAGGCUUCAAAGCCAAUUACUUUGCACUGGAAGACAAAUUAUGUCUCCUUCACUGAAAUUAUUUAUGAGACUGAUAUGUUUUGUAUUAAAGUUUGUAC